Trichomycterus rosablanca is the source of this 3454-nucleotide messenger RNA. RefSeq names its product origin recognition complex, subunit 2 (gene orc2). Gene Ontology annotation, biological process: DNA replication. Gene Ontology annotation, cellular component: nuclear origin of replication recognition complex; nucleus. Lineage: Eukaryota; Metazoa; Chordata; Actinopteri; Siluriformes; Trichomycteridae. The record is from RefSeq and is a predicted model, not a curated record. Gene Ontology annotation, molecular function: DNA replication origin binding. The coding region runs from base 150 to 1871 and encodes 573 amino acids. The transcript has 17 exons.
GUUAAAUCUCGAAAAUAUUUAAUCUAAUAAUGAUUAAUGUAUAAAGUUCUAAUACAGUUUAAACACCGCGGUUGAAACGCGUGUUUCAUGUAUGUUGUUUUUGAGAAAAUUAGCACUUUUUCCCACUCGUUUGGCCUGUGGUGUAAAAUAUGAGUCCCCAGAAGCGCAGAGUUGAGUCUGGAGCUUUAGAAGUGAGGUUUGUGGGAGAUGAUGAUGUUCUGGAUCACAUUGUGGAGAAACAUGAAGGAUCAAAAUCUCAGGGCUCAGUACAAACCCUCGUGACGCUUAAAAGCCCUCAAAAGCCAACAACAGGGAAUGCAGAAGAAGAUGAAGAUGAGGAGGACAAUUUAAAUCAGCAUAACUACGUAGAAGCACUUGGCACUGUUACACAAGAUGGAGAUGAGAACGAAUCCACUGCCGCAGGAGCCUCUGUGUUUACUUUCCAGACCAUUAAACGCUCCAAUAAAAUGUCUCAAAUGGCAUCAGAGUGGGCACGUACCCCUGGGAAAAGUGUCACAUUUAGCACCCCUGAUAGUCCAGAGGAGCCACCCAGCCCUGCCCGUGCCACCAAGAAGUCAGCAGGUCAAAAUAAAACUCCACAAAAGGGAAAGAAGGUGCAGUUUGUUUCAACAACGCCACACAGAUUGAGAAAAAGAAUAUCAGCCCCGAACCUAAAGUCAGACAGUGACAGUGAUUUCUCCCCAUCGAACUCGGAGGAGGAUGAGGAGGAGGAUGAAGAGAAAAAAGAAGAAAAAAGUGAAGCUCAACCGAAGACCCCCAGCAAGACGAAUACUGGAGCUGCUGCGCUCUACAAGACACCUGCUAAGAAGAGCAAGAAAGUGUCGGAGCCCAGCUUGGUAGAGGAAUAUUUCGAAGCUCAUAGCAGCUCGAAGGUUCUUACAUCAGACCGGACACUCCAGAAGCUGCAGACCCCAAAACUGGAUCGAGAAACUCUUAUCAGGUUGUUGGACGGAAAGCCUUCCUGCUAUGCAGAGGAGAUCAGUCAACUUAAUAAAAAACAUGAGAAGUAUUUUAGUAAAUGGAUGCUACAGUUACAGAUGGGGUUCAACAUCCUUCUCUAUGGCCUGGGCUCCAAGAAGCUUUUACUGGAAAAAUUCCGCACUACCAUGCUGUCCGACUCUGUCCACCUGGUGGUCAAUGGAUUCUUCCCAAGCAUCACCCUUAAGUCGAUCUUAAACGCCAUCACUGGCGAGAUGCUCGAGCAUGAUGGGAGUUUCCGUACUCCGAUGGACCAAAUAGACUUCAUUGUGAAAAGCCUUAAAAAAGACCCGGAUAACCACCUGUAUCUAAUCAUUCAUAAUAUUGACGGUCCCAUGCUGCGCGGUGAGAAGAACCAGGAGGCCCUGGGUCAGCUGGCCUCUAUUCCCAACUUGCACCUGCUGGCCUCUAUAGAUCACAUCAAUGCCCCUCUCGUGUGGGACCACUCAAAGAUGUGUGUGUUUAACUGGAUGUGGUACGAGACCACCACGUUUCUGCCGUACACAGAGGAGACAUCAUACGAGAACUCCCUCCUGGUGCAGCAGACGGGCGCGCUGGCUCUCAGCUCUCUCACACACGUCCUGCGCAGUCUCACGCCCAACGCAAGAGGGAUCUUCAGACUGCUUGCUGAGUUUCAGCUGGAGAACAAAGACAACCAGUCAUAUACAGGUCUGUCGUUCCAAGACUUCUACCAGCGCUGUCGUGAGGCGUUCCUGGUGAACAGUGACAUCACACUGAGAACUCAGCUGACCGAGUUCAGGGAUCACAAGCUCAUCCGCACCAAGAAGGGAGCUGAUGGCGUGGAGUAUCUUCUGAUCCCUGUGGAUCCCGGAACCCUUACAGACUUUCUAGAGAAGGAGGAUGUGGACUGAAUGAGAUUUAGAGCCCCAGUUUAGUGAAUGGCUUCCGUUUUGACACUUAUAUUGGCAGGAGUAAGUGGAGACAGAGUGCUCUGGUGUGUGCUGUCAGAUAUUUAGUAGAAUUACGUGGGACUGUGGGGGAUAUAAAAAAACAAUCCGAUUGGAAUAAUUUUCAAGCACUUACAUGUUUGAUGACACAGAUAUUCUGGUACUUCAGCCCUAAAAGCUGAUUAUGCACAACAGAAUAUGUAAACAAUGUAUGUUAACAGUACAUUAAGUUGUAUUAUUUUGUACAGAAGUGGAAUAAAUGUGACGCACUGCAAUUUAUUUACAUUUGAAAACAGUUCAUAUACAUGCUCAAUCACAGCAAAAUGAUUUAUUAAUAUAAACGUUUACAAAAUCUGAUGCAAAAUAUACCCUGCUCAAGUGCUUUUUCUGACAUUUGUAAAGUCAGUCGCUCAUCACUUUCCACCCUCCAAACACAAGCUCACAUAAGAGACAGUGUUGUCCUGAUCAACUGGGGUAAGAAAGCCAUCCCUCCCAAACCAGCAAUCCUGACCUUUCUCUUUGUAAAGCUUGCUGUGUGUAUGCUAAGCAGGAUUUGUUAAUAGUCUGGUAACAACGUCUGUAAAUUUUAGUUUUUUUUUAAUGACAGAUUUCUAGCUGUUCGGUUACACUGCUGCUUGUUCUGCGUACUGUAAAAGUGUACGUUCAGUGCUCAGUAACUUGGAUUUUCUGUUUCUCUUUUUGUCGACUGCAAGCUUUGAGUUUGUUCUCUGUAGCACGUUGGACCAUUUUGAGCUCCUCCAUGUUCAGAUCCUUCAGGAGUAACAGCACGGCUUCCAGAGUGUGGCUCUACACAGAGAGAAUUGCGUUAAAGGUUAAAAUAUUCAGGGUCAUAAAACUACAUCUUAAAUUUCUUGUAGAUUCUUAUUUAAGGGUGCAUUACUAUUUCGUGUGUACUCUUUUAUUGCGAUAACACCCUAAGUGAUCAAAUAUCGUUUCUCUUUUUUUGUUACAUAGACAAUCAUCUCUGUGUAGAUGUCUGGAUGGUUGAUAGCACCACUGAGAUUUAGACCCGAAGCUUAGUGGUGGUGGGCUAGCGUAAUAGACAAAUAGUAAAAAGCACAAAUGCAAAAUGUCUAACCCAGCGUCUUGCCUGACUGUCAAUUACGCUGCUACAUGAGUUAUUUCAAUUAGUAAUCUUCUUCAUUCAUUGUCUCUUUUACCCACCGUUCUAUCCUGGUCAGGGUUGCGGUGGGUCUAAUUAAUUGGUCAAAAGUAAGAAAUGACCUGGACAGGCCACAAGUCCAUCACAGAGCAGACACACACAUUCACACUUAGGGCAGUUUUUAAUAGCUCUUAAUGACCUGACUGCAUGUACUGUGUGACUACAUGCAAACCACACAGAAAGUAGCCUGGAUGUGUGGCUGGUGAUUCGAACCCAAGCCCUUUCUGCUGUGAGAGGACAGUUAGUUCUGUGCUGUGAUGUAAAGAAGCACUGAUUCAUGUCAGUUCUACACAAAAACCUGAUGUGACCCCAACUUGGACUUUAUUGGAAUGUUAAAUGUUAAAUAAAUACCAAUAAUGAUAAA